Messenger RNA from Trifolium pratense (red clover), 1922 nucleotides. Its product is annotated as nucleoside-triphosphatase. The record is from RefSeq and is a predicted model, not a curated record. Gene Ontology annotation, biological process: nucleoside diphosphate catabolic process. Gene Ontology annotation, cellular component: membrane. Gene Ontology annotation, molecular function: nucleoside diphosphate phosphatase activity. The coding region runs from base 170 to 1537 and encodes 455 amino acids. Lineage: Eukaryota; Viridiplantae; Streptophyta; Magnoliopsida; Fabales; Fabaceae. The transcript has 9 exons.
AUAACAUAAUUUAAGCAAGAAAACACGAGUUAAACCUGACUCUUAAUUAAUUGUUUGAUCUUCACUUUUUGUUGUUAUACAUAGUGGUGUGUGAAUCAUGAGAAACACAUAGUGGAAGUACUAGCCUCAAAAUUGUUUUGAUCGAUUUACACACAAAAGAAAUAACAACAUGGAGUUCCUAAUUAAACUCAUCACUUUUCUACUCUUCUUAAUGCCUUCAAUCACUUCCUCACAAUAUAUAAGAAACAACAUAUUCAACAAUCGAAAAAUAUUCGCCAAACAAGAAACAAUUUCCUCUUACGCUGUCGUUUUUGACGCCGGUAGCACUGGUAGCCGUAUCCAUGUCUACCUUUUUGAUCAGAACUUAGAUCUUCUUCACAUUGGCAAAGCUGUUGAGUUUUUUAAUAAGACAACACCUGGUUUGAGUGCAUACGAAAAUAAUCCAGAACAAGCUGCAAAAUCAUUGAUUCCACUUUUGGAGCAAGCAGAAAGAGUGGUUCCUAAGGACCUUCAUCGCAAGACACCAGUUAGACUUGGGGCAACAGCAGGUUUAAGGCUUCUGAAUGGGGAUGCUUCCGAAAAGAUACUGCAAGCGGUAAGGAAUAUGCUGAGCAACAGAAGUACCUUCAAUGUCCAACCUGAUGCAGUUUCUAUUAUUGAUGGAACCCAAGAAGGUUCUUAUUUAUGGGUGACAGUUAACUAUUUAUUGGGGAAUUUGGGAAAAAAGUACACAAAAACAGUGGGAGUAAUGGAUCUUGGAGGUGGAUCAGUUCAAAUGGCAUAUGCAGUCUCAAAGAAAACAGCAAAAAAUGCUCCAAAAGUUGCAGAUGGAGAUGAUCCAUACAUUAAGAAGAUUGUACUCAAGGGAAAACCAUAUGAUCUCUACGUUCACAGUUACUUACACUUUGGUAGAGAAGCAUCUCGAGCAGAGAUUUUGAAAGUCACUCAUAAUUCUCCUAACCCUUGCAUUUUAGCUGGAUUUGAUGGGACCUACACAUAUUCAGGAGAAGAGUUUAAGGCCACUGCCCCUGCUUCAGGGGCCAAUUUUAAAGAAUGCAAAAAGAUAAUUCGUAAAGCUCUUAAAUUGAAUUAUCCAUGUCCCUAUCAAAAUUGCACUUUUGGUGGAAUUUGGAAUGGUGGAAGGGGAAGUGGACAGAAACAUCUCUUUGCUUCUUCAUCUUUCUAUUACUUACCAGAAGAUGCUGGUUUGAUUGAUGCAAAUAUACCUAAUUUCCAAAUUCGUCCUGUGGAUCUUGAGAUUGAAGCUAAGAAAGCUUGUGCAUUAAAUUUUGAAGAUGCUAAAUCAACUUAUCCACUUCUUGAGAAGAGAAAUAUAGUUUCAUAUGUAUGCAUGGAUUUUAUAUAUCAAUAUGUGCUGCUUGUUGAUGGAUUUGGUCUAGAUCCAUUGCAAGAGAUUACAUCAGGGAAGGAAAUUGAAUAUGAAAAUGCAGUUGUGGAAGCUGCAUGGCCUCUAGGCAAUGCUGUAGAAGCCAUAUCAUCUUUACCUAAAUUUGAAAGAAUGAUGUAUUUUGUGUAAGCUUUUAGAUAUAGCUAUAAGAUAUUGCUAAAUGCAGGUGUGGAAGUGUGACGGAUUAAGAUUUGCUGCUGUAGAAAAAUCACACAGUUUCACACUGUGUUUGAUCUCAGCCGUCAAUGUCAGAUCGAACGGUUUAUAUUAAAACUGUGUCUUUUCAGUAAUAUUGAUCAUAUCCGUUGAUUUUUGAUCGAACGGCAGAAAUCAAUUACUGCGUGUAACAGCGUGAUAAUCUGACAGCAGGGAAUCUUUUUCCGAAGUGUGACAUCUUUUUUCUAUUGAGCUUGUCUAUUUCUAUUUAGUUUGUUUAUUUGAAAUAGAAGCCAUAUUAUAUUAUAUAUACCUUUAAUCAUGGAUCAAUCAUCACAUUUCAUUUUUUUUUUCCAAA